Molecule: messenger RNA, 2202 nt
Organism: Cryphonectria parasitica EP155
Lineage: Eukaryota; Fungi; Ascomycota; Sordariomycetes; Diaporthales; Cryphonectriaceae
Exons: 6
Coding region: 1-2202 (733 amino acids)
Molecular function (GO): copper ion binding; oxidoreductase activity
Source: RefSeq, a predicted model, not a curated record
AUGGGCGAGAAACCAGACGAGGCCGCAAACCUCACCCCACCGCCCAGGACCGCGAGGCCAACUGACCUGCGGAGCAUCGUCGCGUUCAUCCGAGAUCUAUGGCACACGCGUCGAGAGGAGGAUCCGUCCACCGCAAAGCUCCUGGCGACGAUUGCAGAAGAAGACGAGGACAACCUUGAGGAUGUCGACCUCUCACAGCCGUUGCCAACACUGAGAUCAAGACUGCCUGGCCUCCGCAGCAGCUUUGUCCCGUCCGUCAGGGCCCUGGCACUCAUUCUGGUCGCCUUCACAGUCGGUCUCGGUGUAGGCUGUGGACUGGGACUUGGGAUCCCGUAUUAUGAUUCUUUGUUAGGUCUCUUCGACGAACCGGAUCUCUUGUCCUCAUCCUCCUCCUCCUCCUCCUCAUACAACGAAUAUGGUGUGCCAGAUGAGCUCCCGGUUAUUCCCAUCGCGCAGCUCAUCAAUGAAAGAGAACUCAGCCUCAACAUGGGCUUCCGCAUAUCCCGCACGCCCACUGUCCGCGAGUUCGAGUUCAACAUCUCCCAUGGCCUCGCCGCACCCGACGGGUUCUACAAGCCCAUGAUCCUCGCCAACGGCCAGUCCCCAGGGCCCCUGAUCGAGGCAAACACAGGUGACACGGUCCGCGUGCGGGUGAACAACCUCAUGCCCAACACGACGACGGGCAUCCACUUCCACGGGAUCAACCAGUACCGCUCACCAUGGAUGGACGGCGUCGUGGGUGUGACGCAGUGCGGGAUUCCGGCUGGGGGUGGUUCUUGGACGUAUGAGUUUGUGGUGGCUGGCCAGAGGGGCACCUUUUGGUGGCAUGCGCACGCGGGCGUGCAGUUCACUGAUGGGCUUUUUGGGCCGAUUGUCAUCCAUGAUCCGGACGAGGCGGUUCCCGAAACAGACGAUGAUAAGAUCCUUUUCUUAGGGGAGAACUACCACUCCUUUGCAGCAGAACUUGCUGCAUACUACCUUGCCCCUUCCUCCACCUGGGACCCAAACGAAGCCGGCGUCGAGCCACUCUCAGACAACCUCGUCCUCAACGGGCAGAAUACCCACGACUGCUCCAUCACAUCCACCACCUUUACAGCCCCAACGUACGACCAAGAGUCCACCACCGAGCCACCGUGCAAUGGCGGACAGGCCUACACAACGAGCAUCCAGCCCGGCUCGACCCUGCGCCUCCGACUCAUCAACCACUCCUCCUAUUUCUCCUACUGGUUCAGCAUCGACGCCCACGAGCUCACGAUCGUGGAGAUCGACGGCGUCGAGGUCGACCCAAUCACGAGUCUAGGCGGCGUGCACGUGAACAUCGGCCAGCGAUACUCGGUCAUCGUGAACGGAAGCCGCAAAAGAACAGGGACUGAGUACACUAUCCGCUCGUCGCUGGAGAGGGCCUGUUUCCUGCCCUAUGGCACGUACACGUCGAGUGGGCUCGAGAGCAUCGGGUACGAGGCGAGGGAGUUGAACGACAAAGCUUCUGCAGACACCACCACCACCACCACCACCACUACCACCACCAACAACAAUCCAUGGGGAUGCAACGACCUCCCCUUCGAUAUACCCAUCCCGAUGCGCCCAGAGCCCGCCUAUGCGCUGUCCACAGCGAGCUCGCAAUUUUCCCUCGACUUCCAGUUCCGCCAGGUCGGCACCAUCAACCGCAUCUUCCUCAACAGGACGUCGUGGGCGCCGUACGGGGACGACGCGACGCUGUGGCAGGCGCUGGAGCAGGACUUCGUGCCUGGUGACGGGGGCGCCUAUAAUAACUGGGGGUUCCGGCUGGACCAGCAGGUCCUGCUCGUCCCGGACGAGGACGAGGCGGUUGGGACGGUGCAGGUGGCUGUGAAUAGUUUGGAUGCCAUGGAACAUCCUUUCCAUAUGCAUGGACAUACCGUGCAGAUAGUAGGCUGGGGCCCAGGCCGCUACGCCGGCCCAACCUCCCCCGCGACGACCUGGAACCUUGAGAACCCCAUGCGCCGCGACACCUUCACCGUGCCCGAGCAGUCUCACGUCGUCAUCCGCUUCAGGGCUGAUAACCCUGGCAUGUGGAUCUUGCAUUGCCAUGUUGCGUGGCAUCUGGAAGCGGGUAUGGCUGCCUCGUUCCUUGAGCAGCCAAAUGCGCUGAAGGCGUUGGCGUAUGAUAUGGAUCCUGAUACCAGGGCGUUGGCGCAAAGUUUCUGCGCGGGGCGGCAGUGA